Messenger RNA from Rhipicephalus microplus (southern cattle tick), 1073 nucleotides. It is a transcript of the gene 140up, whose product is annotated as RPII140-upstream gene protein. Gene Ontology annotation, biological process: mitochondrial respiratory chain complex I assembly. NCBI's taxonomy places the organism in Eukaryota, Metazoa, Arthropoda, Arachnida, Ixodida, Ixodidae. Gene Ontology annotation, cellular component: mitochondrion. The record is from RefSeq and is a predicted model, not a curated record.
AUGGCUGGUUCGAUGGAGCGGUGGACGUACAUGGUACAUGGAUUCGGAAGUCACGUUCAAAUGAAGGCGGUGGAAUUUGUGGACAAGCUCGAGUGCUCGCAGUUGUGCAGCUGGUGCGGCAUAUUGGACGAACACCUGCGGGAGAGCUGCGCCCUGUACUCGACGGUGUGUCAUAAGUGCGGAGACACGCUUGCCCACAAGGACAUGCGGAAUCAUCAUCCCACGUGCGCUGGCAGACGGGGAGUGUUUCUUCGCUCCUCGUACGCUCGUUCCGCGCUUGACAACUUGAGCGCCGCGUGCGAGAAGUUCGAGACGGCUGUGGCAUCGGCUGGACCGGAAGAGGGCGCCAAGCUACGGGACAUGGUCACUAUGAUAGUGUCCUACAUAUGCUACCUGAGCAAUGUGGUCACGCAAACUGUGUUGAGCAAAGUGUGUUGCGGUCUUGGACCCGAGCUAAUGCUGAUGCAGAACGCAUCUCUAUUCAGCGUGGUCUGUGGGGCCCUUGCCGGCGGAUGGAACUACGCCAGAACAGCUAGGGCCAAUUACAUUCGCAAGAACCAAGGAAGCACUUUUCUCAACCCUAAACAAGCAAUGCGGGAGCUCCAAGAUACAAUGUUUUUACAAUUUCUCAGAGGUGCCUGGAAACUUGGCUGGAGGAUGACGGCCUUUUCAGCGAUCUACAUGACCGUUGCUGUGGCAGGAUUUACGUACAGAAAUAAGUUUGGCAUCGCCGAGAAUGUUGCCGCAGGCGCACUCUCGGGCUUCUUCUUCAAACUCAACAUGGGCGUUCGUGGCUCACUCGUUGGCGCUGGGCUUGGGAGCUUACUUGGACUUGCGUCAGGAUCAGCACUGACAGUAGGCACCAAGGCAUUGGGGGUGACGGUGAAGGAAUUUAGGUACUGGCAGCAUGACUACUGGAUGCAGGAGUACAGUGAAAAGAAGGCCUUGUGGCUAAAGGAGAAAGCGGAGAGAGAUUCGAAGUCAUCAUAACGUCAGUGCGGAAAGCUUCAAUCUGAAGACCUUGUAUAGCUGUUUAGCUGAAACCAUGUAUUAAAUGCGUUUGGCAAUGCAUA